UCUGUAUUGAGCACAGGUAAAGACGGAUAAGAGAAGUCCGGUGGGGCGAGCGGCGGUGCUCGGGGCUAUGUCAGGAUACUAACAAUCCGGGAUCACAGGGGGUCCGGCCGGGGACAUCGGAGCAUCUGACGGGGGGUUCUGCUCAUCGUGGACUACUGCUGAACUUACUGCGCCUAUGGGGCACCGGCACCGAACCGUCAACUUCACUAUUGAAAAGUGCCAUGGUGACGGGCAGCCGUGCCAGUGCCGGAUAGGCUGACCUGUGCCAGGACACCGGGCAUCACCUGUAACUUAUUAUAACACUGGGGAUCGCCAUGAAAUCACAGCAGCGCUAUUACCGGCAGGAGUAACACCGAGUACCGGGGACAGUCCGCAGCACUAUUCUUAUUUCUCCUGACAGGAUCCAAAGUUCACUUGUUCCCUUUCCUGCAGAAGGCUUUGUCCAUGUUCAGCACAUGGCUCGGUGCUGGGGAACCAGAAAACCAGUGACAUGAAGACGCUAUUCUAAAGUUUAGAAGUAAAGUCGCACCCCUGAAGAGGUACAGGAUGUCGCCCCCCUGAAUACAGUUUUCAAUAAUUCCGGCUGUUGUUAUAGGUGCUCAUCCAGUAAAGACAUGGCCAGACUAAAUCCUGGAGUUUUUGUAGUGGGCCUUCUGUUCAUCCUUCAGGUACCUACGCCAGUUUUUAUGGCAUCCAAAGCAAUAGUCUGUCAAGAGAUUACGGUGCCCAUGUGUAAGGGUAUUGGAUACAAUGACACCUAUAUGCCCAACCAGUUCAACCACGACACUCAAGAUGAAGCCGGCUUGGAAGUGCAUCAGUUUUGGCCUUUGGUGGAAAUUCAAUGCUCGCCUGAUUUGAAGUUUUUCCUCUGUAGUAUGUAUACGCCUAUUUGCUUGGCUGACUACAAGAAACCUCUUCCACCAUGCCGAUCUGUAUGUGAACGAGCUAAAGCGGGGUGCUCGCCACUCAUGAGACAAUAUGGGUUUAGCUGGCCAGAGAGAAUGAACUGUGACAAACUUCCGCGACAUGGAGACCCAGAAAACCUCUGUAUGGAUUAUAACAGGACUGAGACCACCACACUUCCACCCUUAUUUGUAAAACCAACUCACCCACCUAAAGGACCAAAACACUUGACUCCUCUCCAUAGUCAGAAGCAACCAAACAGUGACUGUGAAGGGGUAUGCAAAUGCAGAGAGCCUUUUAUCUCCAUAACAAAAGAGUCCCAUCCCCUGUAUAAUAGAAUCAAGACAGGCCAGGUGCCGAACUGUGCCAUGCCAUGUUUCCAGCCCUACUUCACCCAGGAUGAGAAGACAUUUGCUACUUUCUGGAUAGGGUUGUGGUCCAUCUUGUGUUUCAUCUCUACCUUUACUACUGUGACCACAUUUUUGAUUGACAUGGAGAGGUUUAGGUACCCCGAACGGCCCAUCAUCUUCUUAUCUGCUUGUUAUUUCUUUGUAUCUAUCGGCUACAUUGUCAGAUUUAUAGUAGGUCAUGAAAAUGUCGCCUGCAACAGGGACCACAUUCACUAUGAGACAACAGGACCAGCCCUCUGCACAAUUGUUUUUCUUCUGAUCUACUUCUUUGGAAUGGCCAGUUCUAUCUGGUGGGUGAUCUUGUCUUUUACAUGGUUUCUGGCUGCUGGCAUGAAGUGGGGUAAUGAGGCCAUUGCCAGCUACUCUCAGUAUUUCCACAUGGCAGCAUGGCUUAUACCAAGCAUCAAAUCCAUAGCUGUCCUUGCCCUAAGUUCAGUGGAUGGCGAUCCUGUGGCCGGAAUCUGCUAUGUGGGGAACCAAAACCUGGACAAUCUACGUGGAUUUGUGUUGGCUCCACUAGUAGUAUACCUGUUUACAGGAACAAUGUUUCUAUUAGCCGGCUUUGUCUCACUCUUCAGAAUUAGGAGUGUUAUUAAACAGGGUGGUACCAAAACAGACAAACUGGAAAAACUGAUGAUCAGGAUAGGUAUAUUCAGUGUACUGUACACCGUACCUGCAACCAUAGUGGUCGCCUGUUAUAUUUAUGAACAGCACCACAGGGAAUUUUGGGAAAAAUCCCACAACUGCUCAUGUUCUGGGGACAAAAAGAGAUCCAGGCCUGAGUAUGCAGUUUUUAUGUUAAAGUACUUUAUGUGUCUAGUGGUCGGCAUCACUUCAGGGGUAUGGAUUUGGUCUGGAAAAACUUUAGAGUCUUGGAGAAGAUUCACAAGUAGAUGUUGCAGAAGCAGCAAAUCUAUCAAUGCCUUAGCAUACAGUGAAGCCAGCACAGCACUAACAACAAGGACUGGUUUGCCAAGUUCAGCUUUAUACCACAAACAAGUGCCAAUGUCUCAUGUCUGAACAAUGCCCUUUGCACUGCAGAACAUCUCGACUUGCAUUUUGUAAGCUAUGGUCCCUGCCACGGUUUCUUAUUGUCUGUGUUACUGCUAUGUACUAUUUCAUUCUUUGACAAUCCAUACAUUGCAACACUUUUUUUUUUUUUUCCAUUCAGAAUUUUUUAAGUAGAAGUCCCUUUAUUUAGAGUAGACUUUUUACGUGUUCUGAAGUGCGGAGUCUGAACACAAGCAAUUGUGUGCACGUCUCCAGGACACUAAUAUAUUCACAUCUGGCUUCUCUACAAUCUAUUUCAUCAGGUUGUAAUUUCAUUACUUCAUAAUAUAUCAGUGGAUAAAAUGUGUAACCUGUAGCCAUGUGAUGCUGAGCAGGGUUGUUUGUAGGUGGACCAUAGAAGAGCUUUAGCUAUAUAAAUGCCGUCCUGUGUUACCAUAUCUUCUGCUUGUGAGGAGGAGGCCUUUUUUUUAAUCAUUCCCUAUAUCCAAAAUAGGAAAAUCUUACACAAUCCACUAAGUGUAUGGCUUUCUGCUGUAAAGCAGCCAAAAAAUGCAUACCUUAAAGUGACACUGCCAUGGAGAACAAAAUGGAAAUGAGCAUUUCAUCCCAAAAAAAACUUAAAGGUAAUGCCCUUUUGGAAUAUUCAGUUUCGUUUGGUAUUGCAAUGACCAUAUAGAGAAUUAGGAGUGUUAUUAAACAGGGUGGUACCAAAACAGAAAAACUGGGAAAACUGAUGAUCAGGAUAGGUAUAUUCAGUGUACUGUACACCGUACCUGCAGCCAUAGUGGUCGCCUGUUAUAUUUAUGAACAGCACUACAGGGAAUUUUGGGAAAAAUCCCACAACUGCUCUUGUUCCGGGGACAAAAAGCGAUGUUCUAUAGUUGUUAUAUGCAGGAGCCUAUGUGACCAAUAGUAGUAAGGACACCUGCAGGGCAUGAGCAGGCAUUACCUUUAAAAUCACCCAUACAGGGUAAUACUCUUGUGAUCUAAAUACGCAUGUAAUUCUAAUUCUACAUGAAUUUCACACUGGCUAGCAUAUUAGAUCUAACACUAUAGGUCUAUUAUUGUUCUGGUUUUGUUUUGUAUUGUUUUCCUUUAGAGGUAUGCAAAUUGAUUUAUUUUUUAUUUUUACACCCAUUCAUAAAAGAGAAAUAGUUGUGGCCACACAAUUUUAUGACUAUAUCUUGCCAUGUGUUCUGUGCACCUCCAAGAUCUCAAGAGUUAACAUCAAUUGUGUGUUUAGACUUGGAAAAAAAAAAAAGUGCAGCCGUGCUGCAUGAUGCAUUGUGACAAUCCGUUCUGUCACAUUUUGUAAUCUGUUAAACUGGUCACCAUGUCCUGUUCUCGUAUUUGUUUUACCAUUCAUUGUGCAUGCGGCCGUCCCACCUUUUUCUUUAUGUAUACACUGAAAACUUGUUCGUAUGAAUUCCACAUGCUUUGUGCUGUAUAGCUGUAAAACCAACAACAUAUCCAUGAAGUGAGGACGAUUGGCAGAGCGCAGAAUAAACGCGUCCUAGCCUUGUAUGGGAGAUGACACCAUUGUGUUUUAGAAAAGAAAUUAAGGGGGGAAAAAAACACACAUAUAUACUUUGCAGUUGUAGUGUGCGUGACGUCAGGUCUCUACCUUUGGGAACCAGUUUUACGCCUUUCUGAUCUAUAUUCUUCACUUGAUAUAGGGAGAAUUGGAAUCUUGCUCACUUGUUUAGGUUUGUUAUUGGUCCCAAGAAGCUUCCUAUCUGCAUUUGCUUCUAGGCACUGCCCGAACAACACGAAUGCGAGAAUCUCCAAAUCACUUUAGCUCGACCAUGUGCACUCUUCUAAAAAGCCACAUGGUAAAACAAAUAGCCCUCCAUAGUACCUAGCAUGAUAAAUAAUAUGAAUUAGCCAGUGAAUCGGCUGGUCUACUCCUGCUGUCACAUGCUUCGCCCGGGAACUCAGUACGCCGCCCAGGCUCUUCAGCGCUCUUCUGUUUGACAAUGGCAAACAAGCAGUGCCCAUUGUGAAAGCUCUAUGACAUUCUUGUUUGAUUUGUCACGCAGUUUAUCAAAGCAAAAAAAAAAAAAAGGUUAAUAAAGUGAA
Messenger RNA from Hyla sarda, 4403 nucleotides. RefSeq names its product frizzled class receptor 5 (gene FZD5). The record is from RefSeq and is a predicted model, not a curated record. Gene Ontology annotation, biological process: non-canonical Wnt signaling pathway; canonical Wnt signaling pathway. Bases 615 to 2333 code for a protein of 572 amino acids. The transcript has 2 exons. Gene Ontology annotation, molecular function: Wnt receptor activity; Wnt-protein binding. NCBI's taxonomy places the organism in Eukaryota, Metazoa, Chordata, Amphibia, Anura, Hylidae. Gene Ontology annotation, cellular component: plasma membrane.